CAAUGGGGGACAUGGAACAGUUUGAUCAGGACUUCUACAGCUCUGGGUAUUAUGUGGACGACCAGGCCGAGGCUGUAGCCUCGACCUACGACGACUGGGGUGGCCGCCAUCCUGAAUACCCUCAAAAGUAUGUUGCUUUAAAACAUUGAGGUUUAUAUCCAGCAUAGGAAUCAAUAUUGUGAGUCUUACAUUUAACAAAUUGUUACGAUGGGACAGAGGCCAUGAUGCCGGGCAUUUUAGAUCAAUCUAUAGAGCAAAGCUACACAGGACAUGUCUUCCAGCCACAAAGGGGAGAAGCUGGGACACUAGGAGGCACAGAUGCAGAUUAUUAUGAAGAAGAGCCUCCCCUACUUGAGGAGCUUGGCAUUAAUUUUGACCACAUCUGGCAGAAGACCAUGACCGUCUUGAACCCGUUCAAACCGGCCGACGGCAGUAUUAUGAACGAGACCGACCUGACGGGCCCUAUCCUCUUCUGCAUCACACUAGGGGUCAACCUGUUGAUGGCAGGCAAAGUUCACUUUGGCUACAUCUAUGGAAUCAGUGCCAUGUCCUGUCUGGGGGUGUACCUGCUGCUCAACAUGAUGAGCUCCCUGGCCGUGUCCUGUGGCUGUGUGGCCAGCAUACUGGGCUACUGUCUGCUGCCCAUGGUGGUCCUCUCCGCAUUUGCAGUCUUUGUCUCUUUACAAGGCUACCUGGGGACUCUUUUAGCGUUGUUGGUUGUUGGAUGGUGCAGUAUGUCUGCUUCCAAGAUCUUUAUCUCAACGCUGGCCAUGGAAGAUCAACAGCUACUGGUAGCUUACCCUUGUGCUCUGCUUUAUGGGGUUUUCGCACUGCUUACUGUCUUUUAGAUUUUAAGUUUCUAGUAAAGGCUUAACCCAGUAACAUCAUAACAAAGUGUUGUAGCAGAUCACUUUGUGGAAAGUGUUGUUUUGUUAUUUGACGAUGUCCUUAUUCAUUUCUUUAACCUUUUCCUUCAAAUGCAAUUACAGUAAAAAACGUUUGUAUUUUCUGUCCCAGAAUGCUCAGGAGCUGUCAUUAUUUUGCUUGUUUAAAAAGAGUUUAGUAUUUCGUCAUUGUUUUUUAAAAGCAAGAUUGAUUCAGAAACUUACUUGGCUGAACUAGAAUAUAAUUCAAAGGCCCACUAUGCAUUCUGAUGGUUCUACAACCAUUUCUGGGUCGUUUGGUGGGUGUUUCAUUGCCCCUUGUCGCUUCUCCUAGGAAAAAGCGAAUAUGCCACUUGCUCUGUUCGGACCGACACAAUCCGGAUGUGACGCAGCGGAAGUAUCCAAUCGCGCCUCGAAAAUGUAGUCAGAUUGAAGUUUCGAAAAUGCUUUACGGCACAGACACACCCCCAA
Messenger RNA from Gadus morhua (Atlantic cod), 1355 nucleotides. Its product is annotated as Protein YIPF5-like. The record is from RefSeq and is a predicted model, not a curated record. Gene Ontology annotation, cellular component: membrane; trans-Golgi network. The coding region runs from base 222 to 848 and encodes 208 amino acids. The transcript is spliced from 5 exons. Gene Ontology annotation, biological process: endoplasmic reticulum to Golgi vesicle-mediated transport; vesicle fusion with Golgi apparatus. NCBI's taxonomy places the organism in Eukaryota, Metazoa, Chordata, Actinopteri, Gadiformes, Gadidae.